Molecule: messenger RNA, 3999 nt
Organism: Porites lobata
Lineage: Eukaryota; Metazoa; Cnidaria; Anthozoa; Scleractinia; Poritidae
Source: the annotation of a GenBank genome assembly
UCUCUUCUUUUUUAUCAGGCUUAUCCAGUUUUACUCAGUAUUGUUAGAGAGGGAGGAUUCAGAGGGCUAAAGGAAUGCAAGAAACAAUUCAAAAACGAGAUUUGGAACUGUUCUCUGGAUCAGAGUAAACAGGACGUAUUUUCACAUCUACCCAUAUUUGUUAAAACAACGCUUCCAUAUGGUAAGGUUAUGGCAGGUUAGAGCCAAUAAAAUGAGCUGAUUUUUUUUUUUUAGCGAAGCAACGUGUAUAGAUCGAGUUUCUUUAAUUUCCUCAUUCGGGAUUGUCUUUCUACAGGAUAACUUGUGUGGUUUCUCUUAAUAGUCUUUCACAUCAAAAGCUUCAUUAUUUGUUGACUAACACAACCAAACUCCUUUAUGAUUGCUUGUAAUGGCCUCUUUUGACUGGUAAUUGCCGUUUCACGGACCAAGUGACUUAGCUCUUAUUAAAGAUAUGAUAAACUUCUCUUAUGUAACCCCCCCAAUCCUAACAAGCGUGGAAAGAUGGCGGGUAGAACAACGUCUAUUGGUACCAUUUUCUGUUGCAGCCACUCGUGAGACAGCUCUUUUACAUGCCAUAAGCAACGCUGCCAUCACACACGAGGUCACGCUUCAGUGCAGACAAAACAAAAUACCCGGAUGUCAUUGCGUUGAAAAGAACAAACAAAACGGUGGUGAUGGAGAAUGGGAGUGGGGAGGAUGUGGGGAUAACAUUUGGUUCGGUGAGAACACAACGAAAAGCUUUAUCGAUGUUUUGGAACCCCAGGAAGAAAGCGUCCGUAGGGCAGUUAAUCUCCACAACAAUGAAAUAGGAAGACGGGUAAAUAUCUUGCCAUCUCACUUUUUACAGCCAAGAGCAGUAUAUUAAUAGUUAAGAGAGCUUAGUUUAAACUAUGAAGCACUCACAUUAAUUUUAUAAGAAAUUGCAUGCUGUAUAAAUGAACAGAUUUAUAGGGGAUAAAAAAUCAUUUUAAUUGGUGAACUGAAUAAUUGAAUGAACGACCGAUUAAUUGAUUGGUUGAUUGAUUGAUUGAUUGAUUGAUUGAUUGACUGAUUGACUGGCUGACUGACGGGCUAGCUGGAGGGCCGGCCGGCCGGAGGGGCCGGAUGUCUUAUGGCCGGCCUGCAUGGCUGGUUCGACUGGUACAGGAAGACUUGAAACAAAAAAAAAACUUAAUAAUAUUCUAGGGAUGCAUGGCCUCUCAUGUUUUCGCAGUAGCUGUGUUUUUCUUGCUCUUUCUAACUCUGGGGACAAAUAAUGGGGACGUCUAACAAAAUGAAAAUAAUUACUUUCUUAAGAUAAAAAUGGUUUUUGCUUUAAACUAAACAGGUGGUAAGAUUAAGCUUGAAAAAAGAAUGCAAGUGCCACGGCGUCACAGGCAGCUGUGAGUAUAAAACUUGCUGGAGAUCCCUGGCACCUUUCGAUGAAGUUGGUCAACAAUUAAAGCUCAAAUAUCGACACGCUGUGAGAGUGUCUCUCGUGAAAGGUAUCUUGAAAGAGGUGAAAACGAAGAAAAUAGCAGCAAGAAGAGACAAAAAGCUUGUUUACCUUGACAAUUCCCCAGACUUCUGCGUGCGAAACGUUACCGCCGGAUCCCUAGGAGUGCUGGGAAGGACCUGCAGCAGCGAAGACGGUGGCGUGGACAAGUGCGUCUCUUUGUGUGACUCUUGUAGAUUGAGAUCUCGGACAGUGGAACACAGCAAGCAGGUCCCUUGCAGAUGUAAGUUUGUUUGGUGUUGCAGCAUACAGUGCAAAGAGUGCACAAAGAGGUAUUCUAUUACAACGUGUACGAGACGGUGAAAAGCGCCUUUCCACACACAUCGUUGCCAGCUUUUUCACUACCCUGCUGCAGGCACUAUCCGUUAAAGUGGUUGGAAACGAUACGUAGCUCAGGAAGCAGCUCGCCCAUCAAUAGAAAGGUCCAUGCGUAAGGAUUACAGAUUAGGAGGUCCAAUAUACCAUGCGGUAACGUUGCGACCAUUGCUGUGGAAAUACUCUUUGCUUUUACUUCCUUAUUUGUGACCAGUUAUAUCUAGCUGGAUUUUUGAAAACUUUACUACCAAAAUAGACCUCUUCCGUCAAGCAGGUAUUUUAUUGUUAUUAUCCAAAGUAUACAAGUAUAAAACUAAGAGUGCAGCCAUCUUACUUAAUUUUUCCCCUUCCCUUUCUUCCUUUAUCUUCGCUCUCUCUAUUUCUUUUCUUCUUUUCACCCGCCUAGUGUAUUUUUGUGUUUCCGGAUGCAAGAAAUGUCCCUUUUUGGCCCUUUUCAGUUAAAUGGUUGCAGGUUUUGGUAGGUACGCUUUCAAAAUCUGGCUAGAUAUACAUAUAUGGCACUUUGUUUAUUGAAAGGAAGAUUCAGGUGAGGCCUUCAAGUCAUUGCACCUCGCCAUUGUAAAUUCACUUCAUACAAGUUGUAUUUGUCAUUGUUAGGUAUCGUAGAUUAUAGAGUAUGUCACACUUUGGAUUACCUUGUUAUAACAUUGAAGUCUAUAAGCCCUUACCAUUAGCCUGGGCGGGGUGGGGGUCUCUCUAUGAUGGCCUAUACGGGAACGCUUCGCCCGAAAGGGGUAGCUUUUUUCUCUGUCCAGCCGGAUCAGUUCAUUCCUAAAUAGUAUGCACGGCAGAGACACAGUAGAACCCCGAUAACUCGAGCUCCCCGCUAACUCGAACUAACAUCAAUUUCGCUUGGAUUUCACCACACCCUUCAGUAAUUUUUACUCGGUUAUCUCGAACUUGGAUAACUCGAAUUCCCCGCUAACUCGAACAAAAUUUUCUUUCCCUUGAUCAAAAUGUCACUGAAAUUUACCCCGAUAACUCGAAUUCUGGUUCUUGUAACUCCACUUGUUGUAUAAUCGGUAAAACCACUAAAACUAACUCUACAGCUGUAUUUGAUUUUGAUUGGGGCAACGAGCAGAUCACGUUUUAUCAUAAAACGCUUAAUCAUAGUACCGUUUCUGAUGAAAUAAGUUAAAUUGCACUGUACUAUCACACCGAAGUUCUGAAAAAUCAGUAACUAUUAUAUUCAUUGCUAAGAUGACAAAAAUUGACAUUCAAUCGACCCCGGUAACUCAAACCCCCGCUAACUCGAACUGUUUUUCGUUUCCCUUCAGAAUUUGAUUUAACGGGGUUCUACUUUAAGUUUUAAACGCAAAUUUAUCUUUAGCGAAAACUUUAUACCAGUAGUGGCCUGUCACGACAGUCACGGGUGUGACUUUUGGAAAGCGCCCUUAGAUGUCAGCUAUUUCGAGAAAGGUUGCCGAAAAAAAGUGUGCACACGACAAUCCCGAUAGGUAAUAUGGGACAUGAUCAAUACACUGUUCCUGACACUGUAGCUGUCGAACCUACUUUUGUUGCCUUACUUUAACACUCGCGUACAUACGUUAAUGUCCUCUCUUGCCAUUCUUUCAGAUUUCUUUGAAGAACAGUAAACUCAAAACCACCCACAAUACCUUUCGGGAUUGGCGCGUGCACUUUUUCCGACAACCUUUCUCACCGUCUUUCUCGAAGUAGCUGUAUGUAUCUUGAGAAAAGUCUGUGACCAGCAGUCAAGUCUAAUUCUGAAAAAGUUGGAAAACGGCACCAUGAAAUGGGGUAAAUGCUCUUUCGUCACCGUUGGUCUCAGAUUAAAGUGUUGAUGCAUGUUGCACGUUUUGCGGAAAUUGUAUGAAAGCAGAAAGAUUCGCAUUUUGCCGUCACACUAAAACGCCGCCCUAAAAAGUUUGGUUUCGAUGGGCGGAAGCGCCUAUUUUGCUUUUAUAAGUCCCAACUGGAAGAAAAAAGUGAUGCAUGUGCAAAUUCAUCUAGAUUAGUGAGUGAGGUGAGGUCUUUGUUUAGUAGGACGAAAUGAUACUGAAAUGAGCAACAAAAUCAUACACUUUUAUCCCUGUGAGAUUUGGACGUGUAUAAAUUAAUUAACUCAGCCAACUACUUCUUUUGUCUAUUAAGAUGUCUUCUUUUGUAAAGAACCUUUGUCUUGUCGCUUAAUUAUGUCUACAUCGAAA